ACCCUGCCGGCGAGUUGCUGCUUUUGGGAACGGAAUGCAGAAGUCAAAGACGAAGAGAGAGAAAGAGAGUGGAAAGAGAGCUGGUAAUAAGACGGAAUCGACGGAAUGAAAAGGGAUUGUGUAGUUAAAAAGGGGUAGAAAAUGAUAAACGCUAGGCGUGUCGGCGUCGUUUUUUAUAAAAAUAUCCAAUGAUAUGUGACUAUUUCGAAAAAAGUAAAGCACAUCGAUAAAAUCUAAGUGAAGUGCCGCUAAAGAGAAAUUAACUGGAUGACAUGUCCCUAAAGUUAUGAUGCGAAGAGCGUGGGAUAUAAUAAUGAGGAUUGAAAGGAUCAAGAAGGCAGCACGCAAUGGAUAGCGUGCUAUAAAAAUUAUCCACAAGGUAUAAAAAAUUCAACUAAAUUUCCGAAAAUAGGAAAUGUCUGCGUGGUUGUAGUUUGGCCAAUGUUCAAAAGAAGGGAAUGCUUGUUUCGGGUAAAUUUUGGGCGAUAGCCUGUGCCAGGUUAUGGAGACAGAGAGUAUAAAAUCAGGGGCUAGUGAGCAUAGCCAUAGCCUUCAUAGCAAAGGUUCUCAGAAACAUCAUCAUCGCACGCAUAGCAACAAAUAUCAUCAUCGACACAAUUCACAUCGAAACACAAGUAAAAGUAAUCGAGGUCAAAGGAAGGAUCGUCUCAAUUUGGAGACGAAUGAUAUGGCCCCAUUUCAAACAACUGUCAAUAUACGUGGUGAAAGUGUUGAUAACAUGGGUCAGGAAGUUAUCGAGGUUCAAAUCCUACCCCAGGAUGAAAAUUGGGGUGAAAAUACAACUGCAGUAACGGGAAAUACUUCCGAUAGAUCGGAAUCAACAGAGGAUGUCAGUCAUUGGCCAAAUGAUAUGGAGAGUUCGUUUGGUUUCAAGUGUCAUCGUUAUGUUAGUUGGAUGGUAGCAAUGUUCCUUGGAAUAAGCGCCUUUUUAAGUCCUAUUGCUAUGGUUAUAUUGCCAAAAGUGGCAUUUCUCCCGGAGCAUUUGUCCGUUUUGCCAGUGGAGAAAAAAUUGGAGUUACUCGCCUGUAAUGCUGAAUGUAAAGGACAACUUCUUGGAUUAACGUUUAAGCUAGUUUUAUUAGGCCUAGGAACAUGGGCAGUCUUUUUACGGCCUAGAUAUUCGACAAUGCCUAGAGUUUAUCUCUUUAGGGCUGGAGUUCUUGUUUUAACCAUGCUUUGUAUUUGUACUUACUGGUUAUUUUAUAUUGUACAGUUGACAGAGAUUGCAAAGAGCGUUUCCAAUGGGGAGCUAUCAGGCUACAAAAAUUUGGUAGCCUAUGCGAGUACUUUUUCCGAUACGCUACUAUUUAUUCAUUAUAUUGCUGUCCUAUUGAUUGAGAUUCGUCAAUUACAACCAAUGUAUUUUCUCAAGGUGGUAAGAUCCCCGGACGGUGAAUCAAGAUCAUACGCAAUCGGACAAUUAUCAGUGCAAAGAGCUGCAAUAUGGGCUCUGGAGAAAUAUUACACCGAGUUCUCAAUCUACAAUCCCUAUUUGGAUCGAUUGCCAGUUUCAAAAUCAGGUAGGAAACAAUCGAGUUUUAAAUUCUACGAUGUAGAUGGAACGGUGACUAGUGGCGGCGGUCAAAAUCGCAGUGGCAAUGGUGGCGAUCGAGCUGUUCUCGCGGCCCAAGCCCGACGUAGGGAUUCAAGUCAUAAUGAACGUUUCUAUGAGGAGCACGACUACGAAAGACGUGUUCGCAAGAGGAAAGCUCGUCUCAUUACCGCCGCGGAAGAGGCAUUCGCUCACAUUAAACGUUUACAUUCGGACGCUGAUUCAGCGCCAAAUCCUGGACCAAUGGAUCCAAUGGAAGCCGCUCAAGCUGUAUUCCCAUCAAUGGCAAGAUCAUUGCAAAAGUACCUGAGAGUAACGCGACAACAGCCACGUCAUUCGGUUGAGGGAAUUUUAGCGCGACUCGCUCGAUGUUUAGCGCAGGACGCUGCACCGAAAGCAUUUUUAGAACCGUUCUUCACAUCGAGUCCAGUUCUCUCGCACGAAAAGGAGAGACAAAGAAAAUCACAACAUUGGGCUUUAGUUUGUGAGGGUGAAUUACCAUCGCGAUUAAUAACCGAUGGUUGUGAAUUUCAAUUGCGACAAGGUGAAGUCGCUUUACUUUGCACGAUUCAACGAUUGCCACAUUUUAAUCUCACUGAGCAACUCGCUCAUCCUAAGUCUAACAAGUUUCUUCUCAGGCUCAAUUCAGAGACUUCCGUGUAACAAUAACCAGGUUGUGUUCAUAGAUAAACUAAUUUUCAUUUCAAUGAAAUUUAAAUCAAUAAUUUUUUUACAGUAUUAAAACGCUGACUUUUGGCAUAUUUUUCAAAAAUUUAAUUUUUGAAAAGAAAAGAAAAAGACAGGGUUGCCACAGG
This is a messenger RNA of Leptopilina heterotoma, 2388 nucleotides long. It is a transcript of the gene Vang, whose product is annotated as vang-like protein 1. The transcript has 4 exons. Gene Ontology annotation, biological process: multicellular organism development; Wnt signaling pathway, planar cell polarity pathway; establishment of planar polarity. The record is from RefSeq and is a predicted model, not a curated record. Gene Ontology annotation, cellular component: plasma membrane. Bases 503 to 2236 code for a protein of 577 amino acids. NCBI's taxonomy places the organism in Eukaryota, Metazoa, Arthropoda, Insecta, Hymenoptera, Figitidae.